Messenger RNA from Limulus polyphemus (Atlantic horseshoe crab), 2398 nucleotides. RefSeq names its product transcription initiation factor TFIID subunit 11-like (gene Taf11). Bases 373 to 1044 code for a protein of 223 amino acids. Gene Ontology annotation, biological process: transcription initiation at RNA polymerase II promoter; RNA polymerase II preinitiation complex assembly. Gene Ontology annotation, cellular component: nucleus; transcription factor TFIID complex. NCBI's taxonomy places the organism in Eukaryota, Metazoa, Arthropoda, Merostomata, Xiphosura, Limulidae. The record is from RefSeq and is a predicted model, not a curated record. Gene Ontology annotation, molecular function: protein heterodimerization activity; transcription coactivator activity. The transcript has 4 exons.
UGUUUUUAGAAAGGUUAAAGUUAAAAUCACAUUCUUCAGUUUCAGUUCUUGUGUUUUUUAUGUUGUUUUUUUUUGUAAUAAAAUAAAUCUAUUCUUUCCUCACACUCAUAGAAAAUACACAAAAUACCUUUCAGUCGUUUAUUUCGAGAUCAGUAGGUAUUCCUUGAAGUAUAUGCCGAGCCAUAUCGUAUAUUUAAGAACCUCUGGUUUUUUUUUAAACGACUGAGUGACAAAAAGACGACGACUUCAGUGCUGUGUAGCUCGUAAGCCUGUGCUGAUCGUAAUUGAACUCUUUUUGUAGUUAGUUGCACGUAGACCUACUUAGUAUUUUAUUUAUAAUUUUAAAGUAAGCAGUUAUAGCUAGCUUUAUAUAUGGAAAAGGACCUAGAAGUAGAGGAAGAUACGAGGGAAGACGUAGAAAAAGACAUUUAUAAUGAAACACUAGGUAAAUGUGAGGAGAGCCGUAUAAAUAGUAGCGGUCGUGGAAGCGAAGCACAGGAAUCCUCGAUUUCCGUAACACCCCCUCGUGAUUCUAAACCUAAUUUUAAUACUAGUGAUACCGAAAACGAUGAUUCCAUAGACGUUUCACCAAUUCAAACCCCAGAACGUUUGAAAAACAAAAUAGAAGAUAACAUCAACUUACACCAUGACUUUGAAAUUGAAGACUCUAUGCAUCAAGCUGAUGCCGACAGUGGGCAAACUCCAGGAAAGACCAAAGAGCAACUGGAGGAAGAAGAAAGGGAAAAGAUGCAGGUUCUUGUGUCAAAUUUCUCGGAGGACCAACUGAAUAGGUAUGAAAUGUACAGGAGAUCUGUUUUUCCAAAGGCUGCUAUAAAGAGGCUUAUGCAGUCAAUCACUGGAUGUUCUGUUUCCCAAAAUGUAGUUAUAGCUGUAUCUGGCAUUGCUAAGGUUUUUGUAGGAGAAGUUGUUGAGGAAGCCUUGGAUGUAAUGGAGAAAAAUGGAGAAACAGGACCAUUACAACCCAAGCACCUACGAGAAGCUGUACGCAGAUUGAGGGUUAGAGGAGCAAUUCCAAAGAAGUGACAAGCUUUUUCUAAGCAAUGAUAAAAUUCAGAGCUGUAGUAGCACCAUUUGAGCAGUCAAAGGGAUUCCAAAGUUUUGGCCCAAUUGCCAACUAAUAUUCCAGUUGUGUAAGUCUAACACAUGAUUGAAAUUUAGGUUGGUGGUAAUGAAAUUUUGAAUUCAUUUAUAACCUUUUCAAACAAAUGUUGUAAUGUACAUGUUGUCCAUCUUCUAUUUCAGGGAUUUUCUUAAUUUUUCCAUAAGUAUUUUGUAUUUGGAAUAUGUCAUCAUUUGUAAAAUAACUUUUUUAGUACCAAACAAUGCUAAGUUUGCAGUGUGUUUCACAUUAUUUUACAGUUUGAAGUUAACCCUAAACAUAAAACUUUGCAAACCAAGUGACAAUAAAAAUGCAAUAUGUUAGUAUGUGCAGGAAUAGAAAUUUUCUUUAGCCCUUAGUACUUGCAUUGAUGGACCCCACACUACUUCAGGCCAUUGCAAAUAGGGAAGAAAUACUUAUAAAAUACAUUGUGUGUUCCUUUCAAAAUAGUCUUCAUAGCAAAAAAAACUGCCUGUAGGUUUAAUAGAUUGAAAAGUGUUAUUAUUUGGCAGUAUUUCAUAUAGUUAAAAUAUGUAUUUCUUGAUGCAAUUGAGAUUUACCACUUUAAUACAUAAAAAAAAGAAGUUAUGUUUAGUGAACCCAAUAAUCAAAGUCACAUAUGCUAAAAUUAGUCAGAGAAAUAAUAUAGUAAUGGUGGAAAUAUCAAUUGAAUUUUUUUCUAAUAAUUUAAAAUCUUAGAUCUAAGUUGCGUUUAAAUGAUUACAUCUUUACACUGCCAACUUCUUUAAUUCGAAAUGUAUUAUAUAUAAUACUUGCGAUUAUAGGUAUUUACAAAGAUGUACAGUUUCUUUUGCAUAUAUUUCGUGUGUACUAUUGACAUCUUUUAAUCAUAACUUGUAAUCCGCUGUACAGUUUCUAGUGUACUACAAGCAUAUAUAAAAAUACGAGGCUAACUAGCUUCCUAAGGGUUGUGGGAUAAUAAAAGGCAUCCUUGUAAUGUUGUUAAGUAGAAAUGGAGUAUCUUCUUUUCAGAAUAUGCAUAAGUCUGGCACAAUGUUAAAAUAACAGCAAAUCCAUAUUGGACAAUUACUGAUAUUGUUAUGGUUAUAAACUUUCCCAGUUAUUGUCAGUGUACUUUUUUAUUGUUGUGUAUCCCUCAAAAGCAUCAACACUAUGUUACAUUUUCCUUCCUCUUGUUUUGACAAAAAAAUAAAGCAGGAUACUUAGGAAAUGUUUUCUUACAGGAUUUCACAAAAAUAAAAAAAUCUCUCUGAAUGUGUAUUUUUAAAUACGAGCAUGUAUGUCGUGUAAAUAAAC